AUGAUUUUACCAUAUGCAAGUGAAAAUGCGAAAGAUAAUGCGGAGCUCUCGGCGCUAAGGACGAAUCCUGAGGCGUGGGAACGGGGGUGUGGGCGGGACCACCGGCCCCGCCCCUCGUGUUACCUAGGAGACCGCAAGCGUCCUGCCGCGGUUGCCGCCGGAGCCCUAGAGGCGGGACUUGAGUCGGCUCUCUGCAGGCAGGGACGAACGCCAGCGGCCAGGAUGUCAACCGUGGGGAAGGUGACCAAGGUUCACAGCGGCAAAGUCUACCAGCAGAUCUUCGAGGCCGAGGUGCAGCUGGUCCAGUCCUUGGCAGCCAGCAGAAAUCGGCCUACAGAACACCCUGUAAUCUCAAAGAGUGAUGGGUUACCCUUGAUGAAGAAGGUGGAGUUUGUUGAAGGGGAGACGAUUUCCCUUCGGCAGUGGAAGUGGCUGAACAGUCUCCCUAAUGAUGGGAUCACAGAAAACCCUGUUAUCCACAGGGAAAAGGAAAUAGCCAGGAAGGAAAAAGCACAAGAGAGUGAGAACACUAUUGCUGCUCGAGAAGUGCGGGGCCUCAUGUCCAACAUUGUUCCUGCAAGGGCAAACAUUGCUGUCCUUCAAGAACAAGAAGAGGCCAAGAGGAGGAAGCAUGAGAAUGCUCUGGCCGGAUUUGAGGAAGAAGUUGCCAAUAUAGGCAUGGAAAUGGAACCUCUCAUCUUGGAGACAGGGCGACUUUUAUCAAAAAAAAUCUCUGAGUCUGAGGAAGAAAUUGACCAACUCUUCAACAAGAUCGAAGGUGACGUCAAUCUUGAGGACUAUUCUAUCGAUACCCUGCUGGAGCUGUGGGAUAAGGUGAUUGAGACGUUUCUGCUCCAGAAGAAGGAGAUUAAGGAGAUGGAUGAAACACUGCUCUCGCUGGAGGCCUCAAGAGCCAGUAAGUUAAAGAACGUGUUGACAAAAUAUGUGGAUAUCAUGCGGAAAACAUCCUACCUGAUGCAGCCUGAUGUGUACAGGUUGAUGGAUAAAGAAGCCAUGAUCAUGAAUCAUGCCUUGCUGGGCAACCAGAGGGCCAUCGCCCAGCUGUCUGCCAACUUGAUGGAAGCUACACUGCAACAGGAGCUCAACAGCUGCUACCGCUGGCGGGGCCUGGUAGAUGCCUGGAAGACUCUCAAGAAAGACUCUGUGCUACAUAGCUUCAGUGAGUUCAUGGCCAGUGAGUGUGUCCAGAAUCCCCCAGCAGUGCAAGAAGAACUACAGGCAAUGCUGACGACCCAGCGUGAACUGAAGCAAAAGCGGUUGGAGCAUCUCUACACCAUAUGUGACCUCCUGCCCCCCAACUUUAACAAAGACCAGCUCACCGAGUGGCAUUCGUCUCUCAACUCCAUGAACAAGAAGCUAGACACCUAUCACAUAGAGUCCAUGAUGAGGCUCCGCUUUCUGUAUGAGACGACGUGGCAGGAGUGCCUGGCACAUGUGCAGGAAUGCAAGAAGCAGCUGCUGGACUGGAAGGCCUUCAGCGAGGAGGAAGCAGAGAACCUGGUGAACCCGACCUUCUUCCAGAUGGUGGGGGUGCUGCAGAGGAAGGUGGAGAAGGAGCUGGAGCUUCUGGAUAGCUCCUUCGAGACCCUGGCCAAGCAGACGGAGUGGCAGAGCUUUGAAGUUUUCAGGUACUUCAAGGAGGCCACAAAGCUGUGGGAGACACACCAGAGCAUGCUGCAGGUGCAAGAGAUGGAACUCGAGAAGAGGAUAGAGAAUCUGCGACAGAAAAAUAGGCUGGAGAGCCAGGGCCUGGAAGCCCAACUUGAUAAGCUCUUAGAUCAACUGAGGCAGCAAAGCCAUGAAGAAGCACUGAGAAUACACCUGGAAAAGGCCAAACAUUUUCUGAAGAACAUACAAUGCAGAUUUGAGAGUUUUCAUGUCCUCCUGGCCAAGGAGGUAAUGGAGUACCCAGUGAUCCUUCUGAAAGAACUCAACAACUACAGCGCCAACCUCAGCCGACAUUUCUUCGUUCGUGAAGUCUUUGAACAGAACUUGAAUGGAGAAGUCAUUUUCACAUUCAGGAGACCAGAUGAACAGGAAGAUAACUUGCUGCAGAAAUUAAGCAAAAAGAAGAAAAAACAAAAGGCAAAAAUGGAUUCGCGCAUUGCUGAAGAGAUCCUAGGUCGAGAGACAGGUUAUGAAAAACCAGCAGAAGUAACCAAAGAAAAAGGUCAAAAGUCCUGGGCAAGGGAAGAGAUACUAAACCAGCACUACAAGUCUUCACAGAGUGACCAGGUGGAUGAGCCCAGAAAAAGCUCUAUGCAUGAAUUAGAAGAAAUGAAGGGUGAAGGAGAGUUCUUUCCAGAAUCUGUGAGGAUCCAAGAAGAGGAGGAAGAGGAGGAAGAACAAAAGGAAGAGGAAAAGGAGGAGGAAGAGAAGGAAGUAGAUGAAGAGAAAGAGGAGGAGGAGGAGGAGGAAGAGAAGGAAGGAGAAGAGAAGGAGGAGGAAGAGAAGGAAGGAGAAGAGAAGGAGGAGGAAGAAGAGAAGAAGGAAGAGGAGGAAGAAAAAAAGGAGAAAGUAAAGGAAGAGGUGAAGGAAACAACUGUAGAGUUCGAGAGUUUAUCUGUGGCUGAGGAAAAGAAACAGGAUGAGAAAAUCAAGGAAGACUUGCAGUCCUUCACAACCUCCAGUGGGAACACUUAUUUUGUCUACGUAUCCCUGGAAGAAGAAGAGAAGAAAUCCAAGACUCUCCAUUCCACCUUCCCAAUCACAUACUUCAGCACACCUUUCACCACCAAGUUCACAGAGCAUGUGAUAAUUCCAUCUGAACUUAUUUUAAAAAUUAAGAAACAACUUCGAGUUGGUUUCUUUGAUCACCUUGAGAAAUGGUUUGACGAAUGUACACUCAGUGUCCGGAUCAUUGUGGCCACCAAAAUUCAUGAAUUGGAUUCUGAGCUAGAGCUGCGUCUGCACCUGCAUGAACCAAGAUUACAGCAUAUUGAGCAGGACAUCCAUAAUGUCAGGGCAGCCGAACUCUUGCUUCACCAAGAGCAGCUGGACAGCCACUGCAUGGGAAUCACCGAGACAUUAAAGAAGGAGAGGCUGAUGUUCUGCCAGUUCCAAGAAGAGCAAACAAUGAGGAGCAAGUACUUCCGCCGUAAGAUCUAUGACAUGGAGCAUAUCUUCUUGAAUGCCACCAAGAGCCAAAAGCUGGUCAUUCUCACCAACACACUACACCGGGAGCUGCUGAGCCACGUGGAUGUUAUUCAGGUGUCCCUGCGCAGUUUCCGGCAGUACUUGGAGGAGAGUCUAGGCAAGCUGCGUUACACCAACAUUGACUACCUCAAGUGCUGCAGGUUGUUUUCUGAAGGAGGUAACUUUUCCCCUGAAGAAAUUGAGUCUAUGUGUCAUCGUCUGGAGAAAGAAGCUUCCCGGAUAGAGUUUGUUGAAAGUUUGAUCAUGAUCCACAUGGAGAAGAUGGAAAAUGAGUACCUGGACCAGGCCAACGAUGUCAUCAACAAAUUUGAGAGUAAAUUCCAUAACUUGUCUGUGGACCUUAUUUUCAUAGAGAAAAUCCAGAGGUUGAUGACAAAUUUGCAAGUAAACAUCAAGUGUCAGGUGGCAAAAUCCAAUUCACAAACAGAUGGAUUAAAUUCUUCUCUGAAGCAGCUUCAAGACAAGAUCGAAAUGUGUCGAAACCCCAAGGGAGAUAAGACAGAGGUGACCACAGAUGACCUCCUUGGGUUUGUCCGAACUUGGAAAGAAAAACUGAACCAGAGGAUUAAGUACCUUAACUGCAGCCUGGAUGUGGUGUCUGUGACUCAAGAUGUCUUUAUGGACAACUUCAUGAAUGAUUUGGAGGUAGAGAGUGAUAUUCUGGUAUCCUCAGAGGCCCUCGAGGAAGAGGCCAAGAUAGGCCUGGUCAGUCCUGAGUCUUUUGCACAGCCAAGUCGCAUGGGGAAGUCCCUGCUUGAUGACCCUGCUGUGGAGGUGAUCAAGAAGAUUCUGCAAAUUCCUAAGAUAAAAUCAGGGUACCUGUGUGACAAAGACCAGACAACUAGCGGCACCAGGCGGCGAUUUCCUUGCCGGGGAGAAAAUGCUAUGAAGAAGUCUUUGCAUAGUGCCAGUGGCACCUCAGAAGGGAGCAUAUCACGGCAUUCCAAGCCGAGCAGAAUGGACAAAAAGUACCAGGUGCUUGGGGACAGGCACUCUCCUUCAGUUGAAGAUUUUAAAGGGAUCAUCAUAAGCCACCUCUGGGAGAGCAAUGACAACCUGCUGACUGUUGUGGAGGAGUUUUACCGCAAAGAGAAGCGUCCGGUCUGCAAGCCUGACUGUAUGCAUGAAAACUUCGACCAGUGUGUUGAGCAUAUCACCAGGAAGAUCUUGGAGUACCAAAGCCAAACAGAUGAAUAUCACAACUCCUGCGUCAUGGAAUUACGAGCCCAGGUGAGGAGAUUUGAGGAGCUCCUACCCCAGGUGUGUUGGCUGGUGAUGGAGAAUUUCAAGGAGCAGCACUGGAAAAAGUUUUGCACUGCCAUGAAUGACAUCCAGGAAGACUUUGCGAGACAGCAGAAAGUGCUAGAGAAAAAGAAGGAUAAAAAUUCUCAAGGACUCCAUCCGAACAUUGGACAUCCCACAUAUUCCCAACAAAUGGAGAAACUAAACCAAGCAGAAAUAAGAAGACAGCAAGAUAUGGAGUACGCAAUUGAGACCAACGAAGAGAAACUGGAGGAAUUCGCCUGGAAAUAUGGCCGCUUUUUCAUAGUCAGCUUGGCCAACUUCACCGAGAGGUUUCUGCAGCAGUUGGAUGAAGUUAUCACUGUGGACGACAUCCAAACUGCAAAGAUGGAUCCCCCCAAGCAGAAAACAUCACUCCUCAUACGGAAAAAACUGGCCAGGCUCUCCUUGGAGGAAGAGAGUGAGAAGCCCCUGAUUGAACGUGGGAGCAGGAAGUGGCCAGGAAUCAAGCCCACCGAGGUCACCAUCCAAACCAAGAUUCUUCUUCGGAAGACACCUUCAAUUGCCACCACGAAGACCACCCUGGGCCACCUGGCAGCCGUGGAAGCCCGAGAUGCUGUGUACCUGAAAUUCUUAGCAUCGUAUGCAGAAAUGCUGAAGAAGAUCCAGGAUGAAAGCACGGCACAGAUAAAGGAUGCUCAACGCUGGAAGGACAGCUGGAAGCGCUCCAUUGACACCCUCCAGGGCCUGUACUUGCCCCAACCUACCCCUGACACCAAAUAA
Dipodomys ordii (Ord's kangaroo rat) is the source of this 5202-nucleotide messenger RNA. RefSeq names its product coiled-coil domain containing 180 (gene Ccdc180). The transcript is spliced from 39 exons. The record is from RefSeq and is a predicted model, not a curated record. Lineage: Eukaryota; Metazoa; Chordata; Mammalia; Rodentia; Heteromyidae. Bases 1 to 5202 code for a protein of 1733 amino acids.